Branchiostoma belcheri (Belcher's lancelet) is the source of this 3717-nucleotide messenger RNA. Its product is annotated as serine/arginine repetitive matrix protein 1-like. Bases 1 to 3717 code for a protein of 1238 amino acids. The transcript has 13 exons. Lineage: Eukaryota; Metazoa; Chordata; Leptocardii; Amphioxiformes; Branchiostomatidae. The record is from RefSeq and is a predicted model, not a curated record.
AUGGAGGAGCAGGAGGAGCAGGAACAAGGUGCCAAAAAGGAGCCUGCUCGGCAGGACCGGAUGCGGAGCCCGCUGGGUGCGGGGGUGAUCCACGGCGUGGUCGCGCCGGGACAGAAGGGUCUGUCCAAGGAGCAGCGGCAGGAACUCAUCCACAAACACACGGUGGAGAGGGUCGCGCCGGGCGGGAAACAUCACCAGAAGGUCACCAAGACCAGGACACACGGCAGCAACGUGCAGGAGCUGAAAGAGUACCUCUCCGGGUCUCCCAAACCGGCAAAAAAGGCUGAUCAGAGGCAGGAGCGGAAGGAAAAGGUGGUCAAGUCACUAAAGGACCCCAAAUCUCUCACGUUGGACCUUUCUCAGGCAAAAAAGACCAAAGUAGUCGCUGCCCCCGCUCCAGUACCCGUUCCCGCUCCCCAACACGAACCACCGCCACCGGAACCAACGAGCAAGCCCCAGCGAGUGGCCAUCGGGAUCUCACCAACCGAAGCCACGGAGGCUACCACCACCGAGGAGGACCAGGGUAAGGAGAAGCAGUGGUACGAAGCGGACGAGUACGUAAAAUCUGCGAAGGCCCAGGAGGACCUGCGGAGGGAGCUGCAGUCGCUGCGGCGGGAACCCGCGGCCAGCCUGGCGCUCGCUAUCGUGGAGAAGAAGGAGGAGAAGAUGCCUGACGGAGCGGAGGCAGAGGACAUCGCCGAGACACCUUCUUCUGCCGACAGCGACUCUGACGACUCGAAGUCUUCGCUAAAGAAGUCCAAAGCGAGAUCCAAUCUCAGUGCCAUUCUCUCCCCCAUCGACGAUAAAGAUGCUCCCCCCGAAGACGAUCUAGAGGAGGACGAUGACAGGCCGAAGAGUAAAGCUGAGCAGCAGGCUGAGCUCCGCGCUAUCCGCCGGCAGCGUCCCAGGACCCCGCCCGGCAGCUGCCUGUCUCCCAUAGAGGACUUCUCCCCGCCCUACGAGCACGCUAAACCCAUCCUCUCCGUCUCCACAACGCCGCCGUACCACUCCAGGCUUCCGCAGGAGAUUCCCAAAAUCAUCGUCACCCAGAGGGUUAGCCCCGAGCAGAGCCCUCCGGAAAAGCUACAGGACGAGUUCAGGGAAGAAAAAGACGCUCAGCCUCCUACUGUAGUAGCCGCGCCUACCGUACAGACGGAAAAGAAACCAGAAAGCGUUACUGAUGCGAAACAGGUUCUCCAGUCAAAGAAACGUGAGAGCGUGGAGAAGGGAAGUAAGGAGCCCGCAGCGCACUUCGUGUUCGAUCGGCCCGAGCGAGACAGCAGCCAGAGGACUAUCAUGGUGAAAUCAAAAUCAGGCGAUUUUCCUCCCAGAUCGGCGGCUGACGUCACGUCAUCUCGCCCCGACAGCCAAUCAGCGAAGCGGGACGGUUCCGCGGCGGUAGAGCCGGCUUCGGUGACGUCUCCUACACAGAUGUCGUCUGCGGCGCACGCCAAGGGUUACAGCAGCGACAGCGAUGCUAGCCGGCCGCCGCGGGUGCGCCGCCGCCUGCCCGACCUGCCGCCCGGCGCCCCGCCCAGCGUGCCCCGGACGGGCCCCGAGAAGCAGCGGGAAAGACAGGCCGCCAUCGAGAGCCUGCAGCAGAAGCGCAAGCAGGAGCGCAUCAAGAUGGAGGCUACGGACCAAGCAAAACCCGCUGAACGCCCUGUUGGUAGAAUGACGGAGCGAUCGACAGAGCGGACAGCCGAGCGGCCAGUUGAGCGGAUAGCCGAACGGACAGCCGAGCGGACAGCCGAGCGGACAGCCGAGCGGACAGCCGAACGGACAGCCGAACGGACAGCCGAGCGGACAGCCGAGCGGACAGCCGAACGGACAGCCGAGCGGACAGCAGCCGACAGAACAACUGACCGUUCAACUGAGCGUAAGAAGAUGAUGGAUCUGGAAAUGGCGCGAAAGCAGGUGGAGAAGGCGCGUCUGCGCGCGAAGCUGCGGGCGGAGGGGAAGCUGCAUCUGGACUCCAUCCUCUCCCCGCCCGACGAUCGGGGCUUCUACUCAGACAGCGAGGUGAGCCGUACCCGGGCCCUCUCUGCCGAGCGGGACGCGGCCGCGGCUGCCUCAUCUGACCAGGAGAAAACCUCAUCAGGCAGCAAAGAGCGCGCUCCCGGGGAGCAUGUGGACAGCUACUCGCUGAAGAGCGGGUGGACCUACACGCCGGCCAACGCGAAGGACGCGGGUGGUAAGGAGGAGAGCAGCCGAGAGGGUCGUGCAGACGGCAGGGAGAGCCGUGCCGGCCGGCUGGCGGGUCGCGCGGCGAGUUUGGACGGCGCCCCGGGUGAGAAUAGCGCCACCGUGCCCGGGAGAAGCCGGCGGGAGAGGAGGGAUCUGCGGGACGACCUCGCGCACGACAGCCGCCGCUCCAGCCGGUCCAGCAGCCCGGAGCUACCCGAAGACGAGUCCUACAAAGCCAUGAUGGAGAAACGCAUCAACUACGAAACCGUCACGGACAUCUCCGAGAUUAUUAAAGAGAUCGAGACGGACGCGAAUCGCUUGUUUGGGCUGGACGAGUUGGACUCAGUAGAACCCUCCAGCACACAGAGAAAGGGAAGCUCAUUCCCAGCCCAAAGAAGAGUGCCAUCUCUCCACGAUCUCCUGGACGACAGCUCCUUUCCGGAGGAGAAGCAGGAGAAAGCCGUCUCAGCCAAGGACUUGGCAGACGAGCUCGAGCAGAGCGAAGAGUUCAAGACCCUCCGUAAACAGCUGAGCGAGACCGGAUCGAAAAUCACUUCCCCUCCAGUAGAUACCCCUAGGCACGCCGUUAGCGUGGAGUCCCUGCGACGGGAGGACAGGAAACCGAAGCCAGCCGUCACAGCUACAGACGCCGGAGGUUUGAAGCACGCGAUGGCCCCGCCGUCCACCACCCCGUCCAUGCCUAAGAAGAAGCACAGGCGGCAGGGAUCAGACCCUCUCAGCAGAUUCUCCCCCAUCAGGGAAACGCCGGGAAACGAGCUGCACUCCAGCAACUCUCACGACGGCUUCGGCAGGCUGUACUCGCUGGGAGACCCGGGCGAGUCGGCCAGGACUCUACUCACGGAGGCGGGGGGCUCCAUGACCCUACCCCGGACCCGAGAGGCCUCCCAGUCCUCCCUGGCCCAGUCUCGUUCCCCGUCCCAGCGCAGCAUCAUUGGGAACGAGACUAUGUCGCAGAUAGAGAAGGCCAUGCACCGCCGGGGCUCCACUUCCGGGGACGACGACGGCAAGAAGUCCAGAAUUAGGUACGAAAUUCUACUGGAAGGGAAGUACAAGCAGGUUGAGUCUGUUGACAAGGAGAGGCUUGUACAGGCCAGCGCGUCUCUGGACAGGGGCGUGUCCAAGUCCGCCUGGCACGUCGGGUCACUAGAGAGCAUCCCUGGCAGGAACUCCGCAGGGCACAUGCGGAGGGGCCCGCGGCAGAUGUACGCGUCCACGAGCCGGCUGUACUCCACGGUACGGAAACCCACAGAUCUGAACAUUCGCGCAGACAGUCUGCCCAGACGCAGCCGCAGCAGGGACUACAAGGACGACAGCCCGGUUUCGCCGGUAGGCCCGCCCGGCUCUGCGCCCAUCGCCAUCCCUCCCCGCAGAAGCCGUCGGGGCGACCUGCCCUCCGGCCCCGCCGCCAUGGCGCACUCCUUCCCCGACCACGAGAUGUUCGGCAGGGGCAGGGGCUACGAUGACAGGCAACCCUUCUCGGACGACGAAAGACGCGGUCUCCCCAUGUGA